ACACGCAUGCGUAAUAAUCGUUCAAAACAAACAAAAACCGGGAAGUUUAAUGUAUUUUCUAAAUUUCCUCCGAUUCUGUUUUUUUUAUUAAUAUCAUCUUUUUUUUAAAGCAUAUCUUAACCGGAGAUCUCAUCUAGAUCCGAAUAGCAAGCAUAAUGCACCAGUGUAUCGAUAUCGUAAAGAAUAACCUGCCAGUAUAUUCCUAUCACAGACAGAGAUCAAGAGGGAAACACCUUCUUUGACUUAUGCAUUUCCUUAUCGUUAUUAAUAUUCUAAGCAACUGUACUUCUGUACAAUUUAAGUGAUCGUCAUGUCCAGGAAUUAGCCAUCUCUGGCCAACGACAGUUGUUUUUAUCGAAUGUGAUGCCAAAAACCCAAUUAAAUAACCACAUCAACAUCAACACUGCGACGGAUUCCAUUCAACUCUCCUUUUUUCAUUUUUCAUUUUAACCAUGGUAGGAGUGAAGAGAACACCUAAAUCAAGUAAGAAAAUCCCUAAAGAAGCAAAAGAAGUAACUACUAAAAAAAGAAUAUGUAAAGAUACAGAAAACGAGAAAAAUACUGAAUGUUUGUUUUUAAAACCUGAAGUGAAUUUUAAUGAUUCCAAUGAUUUUAAAACUCCUGAGAGGAAAAUUGGUACCGGCAGAUCUAGACUCCGUAACCAAAUUGAUUAUGUAAGACUUAACGAUCCUCAGAAAAAGGACUAUUCUUUAAUUAGAAAAAACGCAAAACAGAGUAUAUCAGCAAACACUUCCGUCGAAUCUGUGAGCGUAACUCCUCCAGAAAGUUCCAGGAAACGUGCAAGAAAAUCUUCCCAGACCAAAAAUGAAGAUUCACAUUUGCAAAAUGUUACCCCAUCUCCGAAACCUGAAAAAAUUCAUUUAUCUCAGCCAAAAUCUGUUAAACCUCCGAGUAAGCAACUUAAGGAGAGCAAAAACAAAGUAAAUUCCAAAUCAAAGACCUCAGAUUUUGGUAAAAAGUUUCUUGAAGAAAAGUCUUUAUGUAAUACCCUGACUCAACAAAUUUCCAAGUCUAGAUUGCCAAAAAGUCAAAAUUUGUUUGAUUUGAUUCAAAGUUCAGAUAAUAAUGCUUCUUUUUCUGGCACCACAAUCUGCAAAAGUCCUUGUGACCCCUUGGAAAUUGUGGAAAAAGGAAACUCUUCUUUCAUUUCAGGUGAGCAGUCUGAAAUAUCUAAUAGCAGCGGAACUUACUUGCGAAAUAGGAGAAAAAUUAGUUAUAAAUUCAAUAUCAAAGAAUCCAGAAAAUGUGUUCCCACUGUUACAUCUUCACAUGUCUCCUCUGUUUCAUCUUCACAUGUCCUCUCUGUUACAUCUUCACAUGCCACCUCUGUUACAUCUUCACAUGACCUCUCUGUUACAUCUUCCUGUAUCCCUUCUGUUACAUCUUCAUAUGCCCCCUCUGUUAUGUCUUCACAUGUCCCCCCUGUUAUGUCUUCACAUGUCCCCUCUGUUGCAUCUUCACAUAUCCCUUCUGUUACAUUUUCACAUAUCCCUAAUGUUUCAUCUUCAAUUGUCCAUUUUGUUACAUCUUCACAUGUCUCCACUAUUACAUCUUCACAUAUUUCCCCGUUUACAUCUUCACAUGUCCCCACUAUUACAUCUUCACAUAUUUCCCCGUUUACAUCUUCACAUGUCCCCAUUGAAACAGCUUCACGUGUCCCUCUUGUUACAUCUUCACAUGUCCCCAUUGAAACAGCUUCACGUGUCCCUCUUGUUACAUCUUCACAUGUCCCCAUUGAAACAGCUUCACGUGUCCCUCUUGUUACAUCUUCACAUGUCCCCACCGGAACAUCUUCACAUGUCUUCACUGAAGUAUCUUCACACAUUCCUAAUGUUACAUCUUCACAUAUCUCCAAUGGGACCUCUUCACAUGUCUUUUCUGUUACACCUUCACAUGUCCCCGCCGAAGCAGAUUCACACUUUUCUACAGUUACAUCUCCCCUUGUUUAUGCUAUUACAUCUCCAAUUGCUCCCACAGAAACAGGAUUUGACCAUGGACAAAAUAAACUGAAAUUAGACAAUGAUUUUACUGAAGUACAAAUGAAGGUGUGUCCUACAUGCAAAGAUGAUUUUCCUGUUCUAUUAUUCGAAGAGCAUGUACUACAAUGUCUCAAGGAACAAUUUCAGUCAUCCAGCCACAAGCCAUUUGACAAUAAAACAAAACACAGCCAAAUAUCCCAAGAUGAAAUAUUAGCCCAUAAGUUGCAUGAAGAACUGAACGAAAAUGCCUUGACAACUAACGACUCUCCAGAAUCUGACAAAAUCCUGUGUUGUAUAUGUAAAACAGAUUUGACCUGCUUGAAUUCAUUACACAGAACUCAGCAUAUCAACACAUGUAUUGACCAGGCAGAAAAUGCAAAAGCUCCCCCUGACACUCUAACACAAUCUGUAGUCAUUUGUCCUAUGUGUGGGCAGCAGUUUAAGUCUUUUUCUUUAAGAGAGAUGCAUUUCAAAAGCUGUGGAAGGGAUAAAUUUAUUGCACCUGGACAGCACGUUAUUGCAAAUGUCCAUGGUGAACCCAGCAGAUUGACCACAAACAAAAGGCAGCCAAAGAAUAGAAAAACAUCCAAGUCUAAAAAAGCUCCUGAUGAUCAGCUUGAGCUAGCGCUAGCCAUGUCUAAUUCUCUUCAAGAAGAACAAAACAAACAGGAAGAGCAAUUAAGUCGGUGUAUCCAGAAUAUAAAAAAAGAAGUUUUGAAAGAGUUAAAAAAUCAGAAAAACAAACAACUUCCGUUGUUAGUUACGUUAUCGGAUGAAGAGCGCCAAGAAUGCAAUGCCGGAAAAGUUGCUAAUAUUAUGAACGAAAAUUUUGAAAAUGUUUCCUUAAGUAAAAGGCAUAAACAUAGUUCUUUAGUUUCAACAGAACCUUCCAAUCUAUGGCUAAAAUCUUCGCUAACUCAGGCAGAUUCUUCAAAACUUCCAUUCUAUGUGAAUUCAUUGAUGCCCCCCAUUGAAAUGGAUGUUUUAAAUGUAGGAAGUCGAUUGAAACAUUUAUCUAGAAACACUGAAAGUGUUAUUAAUCGAAAUACAACUGAUUCUGCUGAUAAAGAAACGGAUGAGCAACCAGUAGCGCCAAGCCAAACUGCUCUUAUCUUAGCUGAGCUGGCCAAUGACGAUGAACCUACAAAUGGUUCUAUGCACAAUCCUGUCGAAGAUGAGUCACCAAAUGUUCAAAAAGAAACGAAUGAAGAACGUUCAACAGGUUUACUUACAUCUUUAAGUUCAGACCUUUGUCAGUUAGUCAACAACUCUAGUUUUAGUGAUGUUCAGUUUAUGACAGCUGACGGAACUAAAGUUUUUGGACAUAAAAUAAUUCUCCAAAUCAGAUGCCCCAAUAUUUUAAACAGAGUCUCUACUCAUCUUGAGACACCCACAGUUCAUCUGAGCGAAGUAUCUCAUGAUCUGUUAAUAGUGCUUCUGAAGUAUAUUUAUGCAGGGCAGUUAAAUAUAGAUGAAACUCAAGCAAACAACUUAAGGAUGCUCUCCCAGGAGCUUGAAAUGCCUGAAUUAUUUCAAGCCUGUGAGAAAAUAUCAAAAACCAGUGUAAAUCAUAACCAACAAAGUUCAGAUUUUUAUCCAUCUCCUUUAAAAACAGUUGAUAGUAUGAUUGAUUAUUUGCUUGAAAGCUCAGAUGACGAUGUUGACAACAGAAAUAUUUGCCCAGAAAAUCCAAGCUGUGAUUAUAAAAUAUUAGAUAGAGAGGAACAACCUCAAAAUUCUCAGAAUGACGACCAGUCUACUGUAACAAAAGAUUCUGCCGAAUUUCAAAAUCCCACAAAUUCCUCUCCAAAUGUUAUCUCACCUUCUUCGAAAGUUUUGGAAAAAUCAUUAAAUGGAUAUUCUGGUGAUAAUGGAAGCAAUUUGGAUUAUUUGUCAAAUGUGCCUGUUUCUUCUCAACUUGGAUCAUCUGCUCAGUUACCUGAAAUAAACUGUGACAAUCAGCCAAACGAACCACAAUCUAAUUACAAUACUGAUCCUUUAUCCACUGAUAAAACUGACAAUAACCCUUGUGAUGUUGUGAUGACACUGCAAAAGUCUCCAUCCGACUUAACAUCCUCACAGAACACACCUCAUCCACCAGAGGCUGAAAAAGGUUUCGUGCUAAAUAAAAAUGUGCUUCCAUCAUUCACAUCCACUUUGCCUGUUUCUACUAAUUUAACUGAUAACAGCAAUAAUAACUCUGAUAAUAAAGAGCAACACCAAUUAAAUAAUGCUGAAUUAAUUGAAGAUUUUUCUCCAAUUCAUUUUGAGGACGAAUCUUUUAACAAUUCUCCUGAGACAAAAUCUAAUUGUGAUGAUAUUGCAACACCCGAAAAGGACAACCUUCACAACAACAGGGAAAAUGUAUUAAGUUUAAGUGAUGAUCUGUCAAACAUGUCCAAAGAAUUAUUUAGUGACGAAGAGCUAGAAACUGCAGAAAACAACAAGACCAGUAUCCAGAAUAGUUUUCAUAACCAACAUGAAUUCACAUUGUCUCAUCAAAUAGUGGAAAAUAUAUUUCCUUGCCAUAAAGAAAAUAAACCAGGCAUUUCAGAACCUAGCUUUUCUAGUCAUGAAAUUGUCUCCUUAACUAAAGACAGCGACCAAAUAAAUAAUAGUCCAAAUGUAGAUAAUAACGUUGCAGAUAAUCCAGUUUGUAGGAUUAUUUAUACAUCUCGGUCUUUGACGUCUGCUGAUGGAUCAAACAAAGAACUGACUGUUCCUCUGUCUCUUCCUACAGAGACUAAUUGUAAUUUAGGAGAAAAAUUUGGUUUUCUAAAUUCUCCUGCUCCAGUUUUUCCAAAAACACAAGAAGUCAAGGACAUAAAUAAAAACCUGAAUGAUGAUCAACCAGAGACUUUUUCUCAAAACCAAAAUAGAAAAAGAAAACAAAGUUCUCUGUCCUGUUCACCUUUAAACAGGAAGAAAACUAAGAAGGAUCUUGAAACGGAAGGGAACAGUCAUUUAACUUUAUAUAAGAGAAGUUCUCCAAUUUUAGACUCAGACAAUUCAAAGUUAGAUACAAGCAAAGAGGUGCAGUUUUCACCAAUCAAUUCAUUAAAUUCGUCUGUUAAUUUAUGUAACGAGAGUGGCAGCAAUGAAGUAUACACAGUAAAAUCUGAAACGAGUAUUAUUACAGUUUUUAAUGACAGCUAUGAAAAUACGCAUCAGUUUAAAAAUGAGAGUGAUCUUGAUAUAAGUAAGGAGGCAUAUGGGGACAUUUCUGAGAUAAAUAAUCUGCAAAUAAGCCCUAAACAAUCUAAUGACGCUGAGUCAAAUAGGGAAUCCAUUGGAAGUGCGUCUCCUGAAAAGAAUUCGAGUUAUGAAAAUGAUAGAGAAAUAUAUGAAGAAAGUUUCUUUGCUGAUGAUAUGAAUGAAACAACUUAUGGGAAAGCCCAUUUUAGUGUAUUAAAUAGUUUUAUCCAGGAUAAUCCUGACUUGUAUAAAAAAAUACUUGAGUAUGAGCCAGUCGAUUUUGGUGUUUUGAAGAAAAGACUUGGAGAAUCUAAUAUAAAAUGCUCAAAUAAAAAACUGCUUGAAUAUCUUGAGAAUCAGUGUAUAACAUUUAUUUUGGAGAAAAAUAAACGAAGUAGAAAGUCUUGCUCACCGCAGAAAAGAAAAACUGUUAAGGAAAACCUUAACCUAGAGGCAAGUAGUAAUUUAGAAACAGUGGCAAGGGUGGAGGAAUCAUCAGAGAAAUGUUCAUUAAAUUCAUCUUUUAAUAUUUCCGAUGAGUUGUAUAAUGAUGAAGACAGGAAAACUAAACAGUUUGAUGGUGAUGUUACCAAUGAAGCUGAAACGGCAGAUUUAAAGAAACUUUCCCCAAACAUCUCGAAUGAUUUCUGUUCCACCAAAGAACACCAAGUGGAACCAUCUGAAAAACCAAAGAAGAGAUUUGUAUUCAAAAAGAUUACGGCAAAAUCCAUAAUUUGCAGUUCAACAGGAAACAAAAGUGUGGAUGUUGGAAAUCCUGACUCCCUUGUGAAAUCGUUUACUGGACCAUCAGCUUCUGAUAAAAAAAUUACAAACUGUGAAAACCUUCAGUCAAAUCAUAAUGUCACCAAUGACGUCUGGGGACAAUUUUCUGAUGAUAAUUUUGAUGAUAUGGUACCAUUCUCCCCAGUACCUUCACAUUCCAAUGUUAAUUUGAACUCCAGUAAAGAUAAACUAGAUUUACCUCCUGCAGCUGAACAAAACCUUGCUCCCUCUUCAUCACAUGAUUGUUCUUACACAAGUAUGAUGGAAGAUAUAAAAAACUUGUCAUGUCUGGGAUCGGAAUUAAAUUGUACUUUAUCUGAUUCAUUUGAAAAUAUUGAUCUGAAGGGUAAUCCUGAAGCAAAAUUUCAAACCCCAGCAAACUAUCGUGAAAAAGAGCAAAGUAUUCUUUCGCCCUUUACCCCAAUGCCGGAUUACGAUAAAAUGACCACACCAGGCCUGAAAAAAGAGAUGAAGAAAUACGGUUGCAAAGCAAGACCUAAGAAGAAUAUGAUAAAGGUUCUUAAAGACAUCUUUAUCAGAACUCAUCAGUAUAAAAGCGAUAGUGAACACGACACGAGUAGGGAUACAAUUAAGGAAAUCUCUGAGACGAACAGAUUCCAAGUAAGCUCCCCAGAACCCAAGGAUCCUAAGACUGAUAAAGAAUCAGCUGAGAGUAUAUCUCCUAUAAAUAUUUCAAGUUUUGAAAAUGAUGGAGUGGUUAUAUAUGAAGAAAAUUAUAUUGCUAAUGAGGCAGAAGAAGUAAUGAGCAGUCAGCAGGCGAAUGGAGAAAUACUUUUUAGUAAAGUAAAUGCUUUUAUCCAAACUAAUCCUGACUUCUAUAGAAAAGUACUUCAGUACGAACCUCUUGAUUUUGAUGUUUUGAAGAAGACUCUUGAAGAGUCCAAUAUAAAAUGCCCUGCUAAUAAACUGCUGGAAUAUCUAGAUAACCAGUGUAUAACAUUUGUUCUGAAUAAAGAUAAACAAACUAAGAGAAAACCACAAAGGGGGACUGGCAGACCGAGGAGAGGAAAGAAAGUUUGAUUUGGCUUCCAUGAAAUCAUUUUCUCAUAAAAUCUGUAAAUUCUUCCACCACUUAUUUUUUUUUUGUAUUUAUUUAAUGUUUUUGGAAUGUUGUUUUAGGAAUGUAUUAAUUUUUGUAUAUAAACAAAGAUUCCACAUUUA
This is a messenger RNA of Octopus sinensis (East Asian common octopus), 7160 nucleotides long. RefSeq lists its product as uncharacterized. NCBI's taxonomy places the organism in Eukaryota, Metazoa, Mollusca, Cephalopoda, Octopoda, Octopodidae. The transcript has 2 exons. Gene Ontology annotation, molecular function: enzyme binding. The coding region runs from base 453 to 7019 and encodes 2188 amino acids. Gene Ontology annotation, biological process: DNA replication; interstrand cross-link repair; meiotic DNA double-strand break processing. Gene Ontology annotation, cellular component: nucleus; Slx1-Slx4 complex. The record is from RefSeq and is a predicted model, not a curated record.